This is a messenger RNA of Grus americana (Whooping crane), 2245 nucleotides long. RefSeq names its product unc-51 like kinase 3 (gene ULK3). NCBI's taxonomy places the organism in Eukaryota, Metazoa, Chordata, Aves, Gruiformes, Gruidae. The transcript has 16 exons. Gene Ontology annotation, cellular component: autophagosome; cytoplasm. Gene Ontology annotation, biological process: peptidyl-serine phosphorylation; protein autophosphorylation; autophagosome organization. The record is from RefSeq and is a predicted model, not a curated record. Bases 64 to 1470 code for a protein of 468 amino acids. Gene Ontology annotation, molecular function: protein serine/threonine kinase activity; ATP binding.
AGGAGCGGGGCUCGCCGGGAAGGCGGAAGCGGUGCCGGUGCCGGUGCCGGGGUCGGGACGGGCAUGGCCGGGGCUGGCUGGGCCCCGCCGCGCCUGGACGAGUUCAUCCUCACCGAACGCCUCGGUGCCGGCACCUACGCCACCGUCUAUAAGGCCUACAGGAAGAGGGACACGCGUGAGGUGGUGGCCAUCAAGUGCGUGAGCAAGAGGAGCCUCAACCGGGCGUCGGUGGAGAACCUGCUGACGGAGAUCGAGAUCCUGAAGACCAUCCGCCACCCGCACAUCGUGGAACUCAAGGACUUCCAGUGGGACAGCGACCACAUCUACCUGAUCAUGGAGUUCUGUGCCGGGGGGGACCUCUCCCGCUUCAUCCGGAUGCGCAGGAUCCUCCCCGAGAAGGUGUCACGCAUCUUCCUGCAGCAGCUCGCCUGCGCCCUCAAGUUCCUCCACGACCGCAACAUCUCCCACCUGGACCUCAAGCCGCAGAACAUCCUCCUGAGCGCCCCGGAGAACCCCCAGCUGAAGCUGGCAGACUUUGGGUUUGCGCAGCACAUGUCGCCGUGGGACGAGAAGCACGUUCUGCGGGGGUCCCCUCUCUACAUGGCCCCCGAGAUGGUUUGCCGCCAGCAGUACGAUGCCCGGGUGGACCUGUGGUCGGUGGGCGUCAUCCUUUAUGAAGCGCUUUUUGGGAGGCCGCCCUUCGCCUCCCGCUCCUUCGCCGAGCUGGAGGAGAAGAUCCGCAGCGACCGGGCUAUCGAGCUUCCCAGCCGGCCCCUGCUGUCCCCGGAGUGCCGGGAUCUCCUGGGACAGCUCUUGGAGAGGGACCCUUUGAAACGCAUCUCCUUUGAGCGCUUCUUCGCCCACCCUUUCGUGGAUAUGGAGCACGUCCCUGGCCCCGAGAACCUCUGCAAGGCGACCAACCUGGUGGUGGAAGCUGUGAAGAAGGAUCAGGACGGGGACGCCUCCGCCGCCCUCUCCCUUUACUGCAAAGCCCUGGAGUAUUUUGUGCCGGCUCUGCGCUAUGAAAGCGAUGCUCGCCGAAAAGAAGCCAUCCGGGCCAAGGUGGGACAGUACAUCUCCCGAGCGGAGGAGCUGAAGGCGUUGGUCACCUCCAGCAACAAGAACCUCCUGCAGCAAGGGAACCCGGCCAGAGAGAUCCUUAAAGAGAUGGCCAAGGACAAACCUCGGCUCUGUGCUGCGCUGGAGUUGGCCUCUGCCGCCAUCGCUAAGGAGGAGGAAGGCGAAGACGACGGUGACACCCUGGAGCUCUACCAGCAGAGCCUGGGCGAGCUGCUGCUCCUCCUGGCCGCGGAGCCCGCAGGGAGGCGACGGGAGCUGCUCCACGCCGAGAUCCAGACCCUGAUGGCCCGAGCCGAGUACCUGAAGGAUCACAUGAAGAUGCGGGAGGCGCAGUCCAUGGGCAAGGAGGCGCUGGCGGAGCCCGUCCGGAGCACCUGUACCUUGCAGUGACGCCCGGCCGGCGGGACGCCGCUCCCCUCCCCGGCACCGCCAUGCCAAGAGAUGCCGUCGGCGCGGCGGAGGGAAGACGAGGCUUUCGUCGGGGUAACCGCCCGGGGGGGCUCGCCCUCAGGCUCCUGCCCACGGGGGGGUCCCACGGGUCCCCGAUGGGCAGAGCCCCCUCCCAGCCCCGCGUCCUCCAUCUGCUGCCGCAGCCCCCCCUCCACGGCGGGUGGGAUAUUCCACUCAAAUUCCCUUCGCCACGGGCCGGGGAUUUUUAUCCCGGCAGAACAUCCCCGCUGUCAGUCCCGUACGGCUCUCGCCUUUUCAGGCCGGAUGUUUCUUCCGCCUCCUAAAUUCUUUUGGGGGUGGGACAGGGGCAGACCCACCAAACCCCACCGGUAGCUCCAGGCUGUUGGUGCCGGCAGCAGGCAGGGGGGUCGGGAACGCUGCCUGCUCCUGCCCUCCGCUGUGCCUUUUCUCACCCAGCAGCAACUACCUCUGUCGUACCGGAGCGCGGCGGGUACCGCCUGCCUCCCUCAUUUGUGUCACGAGGUGUUCCCGGUGCUUAGCGGCGGGGGCGUUGAUCGAUUGCGAGCCCGCGCUCCUCGGCCGGGUAUAGCGGUCGGAUAAAACGAGACGAGCAGAAAUCAAUCGCAGAAGUCACUUUUUUGGGGCGGUGAGUUCCACCUGUCCUGCAAAGCAAGGGACUUUUCUCCAAGUCUACUCUAUUUCGAGGGAAUGUAAUUUAUUUGUCUUUAAUAAACGUUUCUUUUGAUUUCUCCAA